Molecule: messenger RNA, 2179 nt
Organism: Lycium ferocissimum
Lineage: Eukaryota; Viridiplantae; Streptophyta; Magnoliopsida; Solanales; Solanaceae
Product: protein WVD2-like 5
Exons: 9
Coding region: 369-1790 (473 amino acids)
Molecular function (GO): microtubule binding
Source: RefSeq, a predicted model, not a curated record
GACAGUGACCUGGAAUAGAUUUGAAUACUUCUGUCACAUAGAACUACUAAAAUAAAUUGAAAAAAACCAUCCCCAACACACACACACACACUAGCAAAACCGUCCCCCCCUCUCUCUAUUCUUGUGUUGAAAUGAAGUGAAAAUUUAGAGAAACCCCAUCUUCAAAGUUCACAACUUUUCAAUUCAAAGUUCAAGAAAAACCAUAUUUAGAGUAGUUACAUUUCCUUAAAUUCAGAUUCUUGUUUGUUUUGCAAGUGUUUUUCUUUUCUUUCACAAGAUUGUCUCAGAUCCCUUGUGGAUUUCAUGGGUUUGUGAUCUUUUUAAGGUUGUUUAGGAUUUUGGUUGGAAAUUUGGAAACUUUAUAGAGCAUGAUGGAUGUUGUUAACAACAUAGCUGUUUCUGGAAAUGGGUUGGGCUUUGGAAAUGGAGUUCACCAACUUCCAGAAGGUGUUGCUGGCAUACCCAAUGGGAUGAUGCCUCAUGCAAGUUCCAGUAAUGAAGAACUGGGGAGGAGUUUCCAGAGCACUGUCGUAUUGACUGAUAGUGAAACAGUUGGAUCUUCUGUCCAAGAAGUCAGUAAUGAAACUACGAUAACCGUAGAAAGCAAUGCUGGUGUCAGUUCUGAGGAACAUCAAGCAAAAGAAUCUGAUGAGGGGACGAACAGUAAAGAGCAAAAGACUCCAGUUAGGGCAAGGAAUAUUAAGAAUUCAAGCCCCAAAAAUGGUGCAGCCAAGAAAAGUAAAGAUGGAAAAGAUUUAUCGAGCAGUACCCUUGCCUCCAAAUCACGUCCUAAACAGCCAUCUUCGAUUGAUGCAAAGGGUAAAUCAUUCAGUGACAAGAAAACUGCUGAGUACUAUUCAAAACCUGCAUUGCCUCAUCUAAAUGUUAAUUGUGCUAAGCAGCAACCUGGUCACGCUGAAGUAGCAUCACCAUCUCCAAGUGCUGCACAGUCUGAAGGCCUUAAGGAAAAAACUAAAGUGAUGCCUUUGAAGAAAGUACCGCCUAAUAAAGCUGAUGGAAGUGCAGAGUCAUCCUCCAGUCCUACUGCUGCAUCAGAUGCCAAACCUCGCAAAGUAGGUGCUCUUCCGACUUACAAUAUCAGUUUCAAGUGUGAUGAAAGAGCUGAGAAAAGGAAAGAGUUUUACUCCAAGCUUGAAGAAAAAAUCCAUGCACAGGAAGUUGAGAAGAAUAAUAUACAAGCCAAGACAAAGGAAACUCAGGAAGCUGAGAUCAAAAUGCUAAGGAAGAGCUUGAAAUUUAAAGCAACUCCCAUGCCAAGCUUCUAUCAGGAACCUGCACCUCCAAAGGUGGAGUUGAAGAAGAUUCCGCCAACGAGAGCUAAAUCCCCCAAACUUGGGAGGAGAAAGAGCUCUCCCACCAAAGAAAGAAGCAAUGAGAGUGUGAUGCGCCCAGGUAGAUUAAGCUUGGACGAAAAUGCAUCUCAAAAUAACCCCGUCAAAGGCCAUUCUCCUCUCAAUGUUAAGAAGCCUCAAAGGAAGUCACUUCCAAAGCUUCCAUCUGAGAAAACCAACUUAUCCAAUGAAACAAAAAAGACUUCCAUUCGCAAAUCUAGCUUACCCAAGGAACCAACUGAAGCUAAUGCUUUACCCAAGGAAACGAGUGAAGUGUCUUCUCAACCAAACAACCAACACGAGCAAACUACUGAACAUGUUGCAGUUGGUCAAGAGUCUGAAGUUGUAUCAGCUGUUGAACUGAGCCAGACCGAGACUGGUGUUGAAGCUCAAAUAGAGGCUAAUCUGGUGCAGGAACGCAUUUCAAUUGAGCACUAGAAGCAACUACUGAAGUUGAAUAUAUACUUAUGGAGCAAUCUGCAAAGGUAUGAAUAAGAUUUGGUUUUAUUUGAGAAGUGAAUGCACUUGAUAUUGUACUAGGCAAACAUCACCAUUUUGUCAAUAGUCAGCAGCAAGGUUGAAUUUCUAGUGUUCUAUCUUCUUGUGGUCAUCAGAAAUGCAGGCUACUUGCCUCUGUCAUCUAAUGUUGAGUAGCCAGAAAUCCUUGAGAAUUUUGUCUUUUCUAUUAGUCCAAUAUCCAAGUACUUUGCAGUUGCAGAAAACUUGGGACAGUUUGGGCAUGUACUGGCUGCUGAAACUUUUCUGUUGAACCAAAUGGUUGUUGUUUGUUUAUUGAGGUGUACUUAUAAAUUACAUACCUUACAUGA